Molecule: messenger RNA, 1325 nt
Organism: Bombyx mori (domestic silkworm)
Lineage: Eukaryota; Metazoa; Arthropoda; Insecta; Lepidoptera; Bombycidae
Gene: Unc50
Product: unc-50-like protein
Cellular component (GO): Golgi membrane
Source: RefSeq, marked provisional
GAAAACAAGUAUUAACUUAUUAAUGAAAUAAAAAACUGUCCAUCUAUCUAUAUAAUUUUAUAUUAUAAUCACGAAAUAAUAAACUAGGAUCCUAAAAUAAGAGAUCAAAAUGAAGUAUUCGACGUCGCCUACUCCAAAUCUUCAUAACUAUCCUAGGAGCACUUCACCCCUGCCAGCCCCGGCUAAUUAUCAGCCAACAACAGCUAGCGCUUCAGUAAAACGCUACAAAUACCUCAAGAGACUGUUCAAAUUUAAUCAAAUGGACUUCGAAUUCGCCGCUUGGCAAAUGGUUUACUUGUUCAUUGCCCCUCAGAAAGUAUUCCGAAACUUUAACUAUAGGAAGCAUACAAAAUCACAGUUUGCGAGAGACGACCCUGCAUUCUUAGUGUUGCUCAGCAUCUGGUUAUUUUUGUCGUCAAUAUGUUUCGGAUUGGCACUAGACCUGACUGUGGGCAAAGUUGCAUUAUUCAUGCUGUUUGUGGUGUUCGUUGAUUUCAUCGGAGCAGGAAUACUGGUCUCCACAUUAUUUUGGUACCUGAGCAACAAGCACCUGCGCCGCGACCCCGAGGGUCCGGACGUGGAGUGGGGCUACGCCUUCGACGUGCACAUCAACGCGUUUUUCCCGCCGCUCUCGCUGCUGCACUGCUUCCAAAUCGUACUAUUCAACAGUAUAUUGUCUCAAGCGGGCUUCGUCUCGUGUCUGGUCUCAAACACCUUCUGGCUCGCCUCGAUCAUAUACUACAUGUACAUUUCCUUCCUGGGAUACAGCAACCUGCCGUUCCUGCAAAACACGAGGGUGUUCCUGCUGCCGCUGCCCGUGCUAUUCGUGGUCUACCUGGCCACCCUGCUGGCCGGCUGGAACCUCAGCGAGCUGCUCAUGUACUUCUAUAGGUACAGGGUGUUGUAGUUACACCUUGGAUGAUAUGAAUAAAAACUGUAAGCAAUAAAAUGCCUGUUUGUAAGCGUCGCUAGGCUAGUCAGUGCGUCACCCGCUACUGUUGUCGUCGCCUAAACACAGUUGUGGAAAUAUAACAUGUAUCUACCUAAUACCCCAACCAGGACGCCCAAAAUAAAGUAAUUUAAUUUUUUUUAUCGUGAAUCUGUUUAAGCGGUUUCCUCUAAUUUUCACUCCUAAAGCCAACGACCCUCAUCAUAACGAUCUAAAUCUAACAAUAAUACUGUGCUACUACAGUAAUCCCCUAUUAUAACGCGGAAGAUUCGUCCCGCGUUGUGGGAGCUUUAUCGUACAACGCGCUCGUAGGACCUUCUCGGUUCGCUUCUGUCGUUAUUUCUACUUUACGAUAUAAUGGGUAAACAAUAACCUU